This is a messenger RNA of Biomphalaria glabrata, 4218 nucleotides long. RefSeq lists its product as uncharacterized. Lineage: Eukaryota; Metazoa; Mollusca; Gastropoda; Planorbidae. The coding region runs from base 365 to 1786 and encodes 473 amino acids. The record is from RefSeq and is a predicted model, not a curated record. The transcript has 3 exons.
CUUUUCGUAAAAUCUACAACGCAACACACAACACUAGAUGAUAGAUCUAUACUAUAAACACUAUUAUAGUAAAUCUAUACUGACUAGACUCUAUACUAUUAGUAUUAAAUUAGGAAAACAAGUAACAACUUAAACAAGGACAAGACAUCACAAGUAGAAAAAUCGCUACAAGAGAUUCGAUUUGAAUCAUCAAGACACGAUAAUUGUAGAGAGCUACACAAGGACUGUGCAGAGUGUGCAGAUACUUACUUAGAUUUAGAUCUAUACUCGACUAUAGUGAUAGUAUUCUGAUAGUGACAAUCUAUAGUAACAAUAGUCACUAGUGACUAGGAGUAGAUCUAUUGAUUCUAUUCUAUAGCCUGAAAUGCAUCUACGAAUUUCCCUAAUAUCAAAGAUUUCAAUAAUAAUUUCAGUUUUGUCUUUACCGUUAUUGCUAAUACUAGAGUUAAGUUUUCAGAUAUGUUUUGGCUUUAGGCAUGAUUCACUUGAAGACAUUCCAUCAAUCUUCCCAAGUAGGCUUAAUUAUGCAGGUCUAAAGUCACAUAAGAAAGCUUGGUGGGUUAAGGAAAUAACUCCAGAUUUUCAUGUCAGUGGCCGAUUAACAGAGCGUCAAUUAAAGUAUGCAUCAGAAGCUGGCUUUAAAAGUAUUGUUUCAUUAUUUACUUAUCCUGCUGAAGAUUUUGAUACAUUUGGAAGUGUCCCCUUAUUAAAUACAGAAGAAGAAAAACGAGUUGUAGAAGACGUAACUGGCCUUCAAUUUCAUGUAGUUUUAGAUCCAAUGGAUGAAUGGGCUAGUGUGGAAGCUGUAGCAAAAUUUACCUCCUUGGCUCCUAAAUUGGAAAAACCAGUUUUGCUUCAUUGUGAUAGAGGCUAUACAAUAACGUUCAUUGUGCUGCUUUAUAUGGCAAACCAGACAAUACAUAAUACCAAUUUUAAACCAAAAAUUCAUUCCAAAGAAUUUUUUGAAAUAGCUGCUGCAAUGGGAUACAAUUUCUUUGAUCGCAUUCCACUAGAAGUAGUUUCUGAAAUAACAAAAGAACCUAUAGAAAAAUUUACUGAUAAAAGUGUACCAAAGCCAAAUUUCCAGCCUACAGAGUGGUAUGACUAUUGGCUUGCCCAACCUGUUUAUCAAAACUGGUUUAUAGCAGGGCAGAUCUAUAAAUCUCAUGUGAAUCUACUUAAAGACUUUGGAUAUAAAAGUGUUAUUAAUCUGAGACCUGGUAUAAUUUAUAAAGGAAAACCAAAUCAAGAGGAGGUGACCUUAUUGAACAUACAAGAUUACACUGGAACAUAUGGAGACACUCAUACACCUCCACGCCAGUCUACUGAACGUCUACUGAAAACCAGAUUAAAUCCUAAUUUACCUAACUCUUACAUUAGUAAAACUUCUGAAAUAAAUUAUGAAACCACCAAUGAAGAAGAGUUUGGAGAUAAUUUUGGAUAUAAUUCAGAUUUAGAGAAAAAAGUAUUUGAUAAUCAGGACUUGAAGUACUAUCAUUUGCCUUAUGAUUUCGACGUUCAAUUAUUAGAAUUCAGUGAGGUGUUUGAAUCGAACAAAGAGUUAUUUUUAAAAAUUGGAAACGAUGGACCUGUUCUUGUACAUUGUGCCAUUGGGUUUAGAGCUGCUACAGUUGCAGUACUGACUUCAGCAAUACAAUAUAAUCUGCCACUUGACUGGGCUCUUCAGCGUUUGAAGGAACUUGGUUUUGGCAUCACCCAGGAUGCAUACCCAAAUGUGUACAAAGUUUAUGAAAAAUAUUUAACACUUCAAAAAACAGAGCUCUAAGUGACAUUAGUAAACAAUAUUUGGAAUUAUUGCAGAGCAUAAACCAAGAGGACAGCAAACAUUUUUUUAAACAUUCAUAUUUCAUAAUGUAAUGUCAGUUGCCAUGGUAUUUUUUUUUAAUAAUUACAAUAUUCACUUAGUAAUAGUUCCUUUUUUUAUGAUGCAUACGUUUUAUUUAUUUAUGAGUUGUAAAAUGUACUUAAUUCUUCUCAAAACUUUUCUCUUAAAUGGUACAAUGUUGUUGUAAAAUGUACUUAAUUCUUCUCAAAACUUUUCUCUUAAAUGGUACAAUGUUAUCCUUUUUUAUUUCAAGCCUUGACUAAUUGGUUACUUUUUUUUUUUUUUUAUUGAUUUAUGUCUUGUUUAUGCCAAUGAAAAAUUGUGUAAAAGUUUCAACUUGAUCCGAGAAAGGGUGUGGGAGAAAUAACCUGUACACACUUUUUUCAGACAGAGUGAGUUGAUAUAAGCUUUGUAAAAAUAGAAGUUGAAACAGUUUAAAAACUGAAUUGCUGAUUGCAGACUGUGUACCCAAAAUAUAGAGUAGACUUGAACUUUACUCAAGUUUCUUUCAGUAUCUAGUUUCAUAAUUCAUUGUCAACUUGUUUUGUUUAUCUAGAUUGCCUUUAACAAAACUGGUCACAUUUAGUAAGGCUUAACUAGAUCAAGUGUACCCCAUUUUGUAAGAUUAGAACUAAUGUAGCAUUCAGUUAGAUUAAAAUUUGUGUGUAUCUCAUUUUGUAAGAUUAGAACUAAUGUAGCAUUCAGUUAGGUUAAAAUUUGUGUGUAUCUCAUUUUGUAAGAUUAGAACUAAUGUAGCAUUCAGUUAGGUUAAAAUUUGUGUGUAUCUCAUUUUGUAAGAUUAGAACUAAUAUAGUAUUCAGUUAAGAUUUAGUGUACCUCAUUUUGUAAGAUUAGAACUAAUGUAGCAUUCGUUCAUUCCUUACUCGGUCAGACUAUAUCAAUGCCACUCGUUGAUCAAGAAACAUAAAAAGGACAAAGAUAUCUGUGUGUAGUCGCUCAAUGAACUCUUUAUUUUGUCUGUUCUAUUUAUGUGAAUGUUUAUGUUGUGUUGUUUUUAUAUUAGAAAAAGAAUUCUUUGUAAUCACAAUUAAUUUCCAUAAGGAUAAAUAAAGAAGUCUUAGUCUUAGUUACAUCUAGUGUACCUUAUUUUGUAAGAUUAGAACUAAUGUAGCAUUCAGUUAGGUUACAUUUAGUGUAACGUUGAGGUUAAUUAUCAGAAUUUUCAUAAAAGUAGUAAAAAUUUUAUUAAACUCAUAUCUUAAUCUUGCUUUUUGCAAACAGGCUGUUUAAUAUUUUUAAUUAAGAUAACAAUAAUCAUAUUUUUAAUUAGGUCAUUAAUAGUUAUAUUUUAAUCAGAAGUUUAACAGUAUUUUCUUUGUUAAUUAUGUGAUUUGUAUUUAGUAAAAGUAUGCUUUUAAGCUACUUACAUUAAGUACUUAUCACUUGACUUUAAUUCCUGUAUCAUUUAUCAAAAUGUCUUCCAUUUUGUUUCAUUUGUUUAGAAUCUUUGGUUCUAAAUUUUAUUAGUUUUCCCUUAUUGUGUUAAGUAUUUGUCUUAGUAUUUCGGUUUAGACUUAAUUUACAUUGCAUUUUGUUCUUGUCAAACAUUUCAGCAAUGUUAUUUCCUCUUACAUUUGAAUCAGAAAUAGAUUUCUAUGAACAAACCUUCUUACUCCUUAACUACUACUAGUUCAUUGAGUUUGUUGAAAGACAUGUGAACAUAGAUACACGUUUUUUAGGUGUUUUGUCUGUGUGAUAUGACUUUUUUAAAACGAAUCAUUGGUCCAUGUAUAGAUACAAUGAAUUGUGUCUAUUUUCUAAACUGUUCUAAAUUAUGUACUUUCAACUGGUCAAUAUUUGUCUUUCUGAGUAUCAAAUUUAUGUUAGCUCAUGCAAGUGUAAACUAGGCAGAUAAAAAGUAUGUAAACAAAGCAGAUAAAAGUAUUAAAAUUUCUUUAAAGACAGAGAAACAUUGUUGCCUCCAAGGACUAUCAGAACAUCACUCUUGAGCGCAUGCCAAAUGACCACUCACUAAUUCAGUGUCUCUGCUACAAGGAGUGUCUACUUGGACCUACAGACAUAUACUUAGACCUAACUAGAAUGUCUGCUCUUUUGUGACAAGCCUAUUUGUAUACUUGAAGACAGAAUAUGUUUAUCUAUUUUCAAUUCAACAUUGGAAUACAUCGAGUAGAAAAGAGGUGUUUCUGGUCCCCAGUACCUGAUGUCAUUAUUCAAAACAUUUGCAUCAAGAUAUCUAACAUCAGUGUAGGCCUACGUAUAUUAAAGGCAUUUUAAAUUCAAACUCUACAUAUUGAAUAUCAAACUCAAUGAAUAAAUCUGAUCAUAACUAAUUGUAGAUCUUAUUCAGUGUUGACACAUUUUGUCAGAAAUAUUAAAUGUAUUUCUGAUUU